AUGUCUUAUAGAUUCAUAAGAACUUCAAAAUAUAGACAUGUCUUUGGUACUGAAUUUAAAAAUGACCAACAAUAUAAUGGAACUAAAAUGACUAAUUCUGCUUGGGACUCUAAUAUAAUAGUUUGUGGAUAUAAACAUUUCUCAAUGAUUUGGGAUGUAGCUGGAGGAGGAGCUUUUGCUGUUAUUCCUUACACUAGAGUUGGAAAACAAUGUGGUAUUUGCCUUGUUAGUGGACAUAAAGGAACAGUUCUUAAUCUUGAUUAUAACCCUUUUAAUGAUGAUUUAAUAGCUUCAGUAUCUGAAGAUAGUAUUAUACGUAUUUGGGGAAUACCACAAGAAUGUCCAGCAGAAAAUAUUCGUGAACCUCUUCAAAUUCUUCAAGGACAUAAGAGAAAAGUAGGAACAUGUAAUUUUAAUCCAUGUGCAUCUAAUGUUUUAGCCACUUCAUCUGCUGAUACUACUAUUAAAAUUUGGGAUAUUGAACAAGGUGAAGAAAUGUUUUCUAUUGGAGGAUUUACUGAUAUUGUUAAUUCAGUUUCAUGGAAUAGAAUUGGAAGUGAAUUUGUUUCAACAUGUAAAGAUAAAAAAAUAAGAAUUAUUGAUCCAAGACAACAAAAUAUUGUUAACAGUGUUAUUGCUCAUCAAGGAUCUAAAGGGAUGAGAUGUUUAUGGAUGCAAAAUAAUGAUAUGAUCGUUACAACUGGAUUUUCAAGAAGUGCUGAAAGAGAAAUAGCAUUAUGGGAUCCAAGAAGUCUUGAAUCCCCAUUAUGUAGACAUACAGUUGAUAAUCAGUCUGGUGUUCUUAUGCCAUUUUAUGACCCAGACUUAUCUCUUCUUUAUCUUGGAGGUAAAGGUGAUUCUACAAUUUCUUAUUUUGAAAUUGUUCAUAAAAAGCCAUAUUUUUAUUCUCUUAAUACAUUCAGAGGAGAAAAACCACAAUCUGGACUUGGAGUUAUUCCAAAGAGAUUAUGUAAUACUACAAUAUGUGAAAUUACUAAAUUUAUGAAAAUUGUUCCAGAUGGAGUGGUUCCAAUUUCUUUUUGUGUUCCAAGAAAAUCAGAAUUCUUCCAAGAUGAUAUUUUUCCUAAUACAUAUGCUGGUAUUCAAACUGAAACUGCUAAUGAAUGGAAACAAGGAAUUACUAAUGAACCAAACUUAUCAUUUAAUUUUGGUUUACAAUAUAUUCCACCAGAAAAAAUUAUUAAUUCAUCAAAUCAAUGUAUUACAUUACCUAAAGUAUCAAUAAGUAAUAAAGAAAUUAAAGAAGAAUGUGAACAACUUAAAAGAAGAAUUAAUUACUUAGAAACAGAAUUAUCAAAAAAGGAUAUAAUAAUUAAUGUACUUCAAUCUAAACUUUAUAAACUAGAGGAUUAAUAAAAAAAAAACCAAAGAAAUAGAAAAGAAAUAUCUAAUUACAUAUUGUUUUUAUACUAUUAUUAAC
Molecule: messenger RNA, 1441 nt
Organism: Entamoeba histolytica HM-1:IMSS
Lineage: Eukaryota; Evosea; Mastigamoebida; Endamoebidae
Product: coronin, putative
Exons: 1
Coding region: 1-1374 (457 amino acids)
Biological process (GO): actin filament organization
Molecular function (GO): actin filament binding
Source: RefSeq, a predicted model, not a curated record